AUGCCUGCUUUGCCUCGUCGGUAUAUUGGAGCUUAUUUGAGCGAUUGUUUAUUGAUUCAGUCUUGUGGGAGCUUGCAUUUUGUUGAGAGCGCAAGUGUGGUCACUCGAUUUGAUGUGUACGAGAUGAGGAGUGAUUAUUCGGAGUGGUUUGUUAAGUACCGAGUGAACCUCUCGCCGGUGGUUGCCGCCAAUCGGGAGAUGGUUUUUGGUUAUGUUAAUCCGGUGGGAUGGUUUGACUUGGUUUUCUCUGUCUUGGGCAUUGUACGUGGCGAACGCGAGGAGGACUCGUUCUUGGUUUUGCAGACCCCAGCAAAAAUCAUUAGGUACAAUCUCAUUUGCGGGACUUUUGAAAAUCUUUAUGAGUUUGAAGAGGAUGUUGUUGUCGAGGGCUCUCUUAGAUAUCCUUGUGUUGGUGGAUUCGAGUACAUUGAGUCUUUAUGUUGUGUGUAG
Molecule: messenger RNA, 450 nt
Organism: Striga hermonthica
Lineage: Eukaryota; Viridiplantae; Streptophyta; Magnoliopsida; Lamiales; Orobanchaceae
Source: the annotation of a GenBank genome assembly